This is a messenger RNA of Phalacrocorax carbo (great cormorant), 3197 nucleotides long. The record is from RefSeq and is a predicted model, not a curated record. NCBI's taxonomy places the organism in Eukaryota, Metazoa, Chordata, Aves, Suliformes, Phalacrocoracidae.
CGUCAGCGGGUAGUUUGUUAUUCACAGCAGCUAAAAUCAGCGUACGGAGACGCUCUGCAAAGAGGAGGAAUAGCUCCUGUAUUGCAGCUUGGCUUUCAAGGGAGGGAAUUCAAGUGCUCAGGAGGGCGCCAGGGGAGCUCCCCGGGGGGGAAUUAGCACCUGGCUGCCAUCAGCAAUCGCUUGCUAUUGGUUUGCAUUGUGCAAAUGCGGGGGGUGGGGGAGAGCCGCCAGCCCCAGGGUCGAGGGCCUGCGGGGCGCCGAGCUGGGGUGCGGGGGUCUCUACGCGACGCUCCUCCGUGCUUCAUCUCUCCGGGCGGGCGAGCUGCUUUCCAGGGCCUCCUCGGACUGAUCUGCCAGGUAAAACCUCACUUUGGGGGCAAAAGUGUUAUUUUCUUUCCUUUACUCUCGCGACUGCCCUAGCGUGGUCCCUGCUGAGCUGUGAGACAAAGGGUGGUGCCUGUGCUGCCAUUAACUCCUGCCAGCCGGGGUCGAGGCUGUGAGUGUUAACUGGUGGCUCUGGAAGCCCAGUGCCCCGGCUGGGCUGGGAUCGGCCGGUUUCGGGUGAGAGCAUCCCCCGCUGGCUGGGGCUGCAGCCCUUGUGAGAAGCCCUGAUUUCCAGCCCACGCAGCUGCUGCGGCCCAACGGUGGGGAAGCCACCAAGGCUGUCCCCCAGGCAGCCUGGAAAAUGCCCCUUCGCACUGCAGGGUUUGAGCCCUCUCGCCUCUACAGAGAGCCCAAACCGUGCCAGGCUGCCCGCGGGAGCAGCGAGGCGCAGCCCGGAGCGGGGCUUGCACCCUGCCGCAGUGCCAGGCUGGCGGGGGCACCCCUUGUCCCUGCUCCGGCGCCGGGGCUCGGCCGGGAUCCCGCGGGGCAGUAGCAGGGUGGUGCCACUGGGUGCUGCGACCCGCGUGGUUUGCACAUUGAAAUGCGGCUGCAAGGCAAGGGGAGGCUCGGGCAGGCAAGGGAGCCGCAUCGGGCAGGGUAUGGGGGUACCCGGUGCCAAGGGAGCAUUGCCAGGACCUGUGUCCCUUCCUAGGACGGGGAACGGGUCCAUGUGGCCCGCAGCUCACCCAUCACCUGCGGGUCCUCGCUGGCGGCGAUGCGAUGUGGCUCUGGAGCUGGGUGCUGACCUCCUGAGGGCCUUCUCCUCACUGGGACUGGAGCCAGGACAAGCUUUUGGAGAGAUGUUCUUGCCACUGGGCUGCAGGAGGAGUUUCCCCAGGGAGCUGCCUCCCUGGGACCACAGACCCUUCCAGGGCCCUGCCAACUUCCAUGGGAAUGAGGAGGAUAGGAGAUGGGCUCCCUACAACUCUCCCCUGGUGCUGCCCCGGGACAAUGGAGAAGACAGACGAGAACCUGUGGACUGCUUUGGAGGGGACUGGCAGCUGCACCGUUUCUUGGACUCCAGACCCCUCCAUGUCCCUGCUGACUUCCCUUGGAAUGAGAAUGACAGGGGAUGGGCACCCCGACAGUCCCCUUGGGAUGACAGAGGAGACAACAGAGGAGACAACCGAGGACCUGUGGGCUGCUUCAGAGAGGCCUGGCACCCGGAGCCACUACCACCCAGCCACGGCCGCUUUGUCUGGCCUGAAUUCCCUGACAAGGAGCAGCACCCACCCUGGCCCCACACCAGCCUGCCAGGGGAGCGAGGCAGCUUCCAGGAUGGCUCUCCAUUCAGUGGCUGUCAUGGCCUGGGUGGGAAACCCUGGCGACACCGUCACCGUGGCCGCCGAGAGUUAACCUUGGUCCAGCACCAGCCGUGCCUCCGGCCCUCCGCAGGGAAUCGGGCAUCCUCCAGGUCCACUCCUUCCGUCUCUGGGACAAGUCAGUCUGAGGUCAAAGAAAAGCUGCAGCACUGUGAUCCUUCCCAGCCACUUAAUUCCUCCAAAGAUGGUGUGCAGAGCAGGAGGCAGACGGCUCAGGGCCCACUGGCAGAGAAGGAGAGGGACCCAAAGUCCCCCGGACCAGACAGGACCCCUCAGAAGAGCCCGGACACUGAUACCCACGCUGCAGAGCCAGAGGAGGCAGCAGAAGCGAUGCCGGUCAAGCCGGGAGCCAGACAGAAACCUGCCGACAGCAAUGGCCAGAGCCCCUCUGCUUUGGAAACGGAGCCAGCGCCACCAGAAGAGAGCUCUGCCGGGACGGGGGAUUGCCUUGAGUGCUUUGCACAGGUAGAGCCAAGCAGCGAAAGUGUCCCUAAGGCUGGUGCAGGCGGCGGGUCACGUCCCCAGAGUCCAACAGCCCCUCCGGAGCCUGCCGAGAUGGACCACGCGGCAGCCAGCUCCGCCGGAGAGGUGGGUGCUGAGCUCUGCCCGAGUUCCCAGGAACAGCAGCAUGUGCCAAGGGGAGCUGGAGAAGUCGAGGCAGAAGCUACCCGUGAUGGGCUUCUCAGUGGCCUCCAGCCACCCGAAAACUCGCAGGUCCCAUUAGCAGUUACUGCAGAGCCCGAUGCACAGCCCAGCCAGGCUUGCUCCGAUACCUGCGCCGCACCAGAGACCUCACCGAGGACCCAACACCCUCCUGGGUCCGGUGAGAUGGAGCUGGCUGCGGGCAGUGAGCACCAGCUCUGCUCUGAGCUCCCGAUGUCCUCGCUGGCCAGCACGGACCUCCGCUCCGCCGCCGUCCUUGCCAGGAAGAAGGAGAUCGAGCUGUCGUACCAGCAGUUCAGCCUGACCAUUGCAGUGGUGGCCACGAUGCUGCUGCAGAAGGAGCCCUCCAUGGAGGCGGCGCUGGGGCUGGCGCUGAGGGCCAACCUCCGCCAGGGCCGGAUCCAUCACCUCCAGGAGCUGGAGGAUUUCAUCGACAGCUACGACUCAGCUACCCUCAGCCGCUGAGUGGGGGGGCUGGGGUGAGUGGCUGGACACCCGCUUUUGUCAGCUGGGAUUGGGGGGGUGAUUGGUGGCCAUGCGGGUGCAUCGGGGUGAUGGUGCUGAGGUGGUAUGGACAUGUUGGUGCAGUCCCACCUCUCUCUAGGAGAGGGAGGAGGAGGGGAUUGCUUAGUUCUAGCCCUGCCCAGACCUGUAUGUGCAGCAAAAGGGGGAGCUGGUUUUACUGGAGGGUGGUGGGAGUGAUAGCGGCUGCAGGGAGCUCCCCUCCGCCCCAGCUCCUCACUCCAUUCCUGGUUCACAGGGAUGUGCCCCAAAAUCCUGGGGGUGGUUCUUGGUUUUAAGUCUAAUAAACCAGCUGUUUUCUUUAUA